Symbiodinium sp. CCMP2456 is the source of this 1359-nucleotide messenger RNA. The record is from the annotation of a GenBank genome assembly. NCBI's taxonomy places the organism in Eukaryota, Dinophyceae, Suessiales, Symbiodiniaceae.
AUGGCGACGGUGCAACCUACCAUGACGAUGGAGGCGCUUGUCGGUGGCCUGGAGACGGAGGCAGGAAGCGAGCCGCACUUCUGCCCAGUCAAAGCCCUGCCCAUCAAGCGAACACAUCGCGUGCGGACAUUGCCAGGCUUUCACCUGCUGUGCCUCGAUGCAGGCAAGGAGGCCAUGGCGCGAGGAAGCUACGAAGCCUUCGGGCAGCGUUUCCACUGCGAAAGUCUCCAGUACCUGCACCAAGAUGACAAGGUCUUUAUAUGUCCACAGGACCAGAAGGCUUUUCUGAACCAGAUGUCCAUGCGUUAUCACCAAUACAUCAGGCAUGAGCUGCAGGAGCGCAAAGAGGAAAGGAAGCGGCUUCGAGAGCGUGCUGAGGAGAGGAAAGCUAGAGCUGAUCGGCAUCGACAGCAACCCGACAGCCUGUCAGCAAGGGCAGUCGCUGCGGACCCGGCUCCCGUGGCUCCUACGGCUCCUACGGCUCCUGCGGCUCCUGCGGCGCCUGCCCUUCCUGACCCAGGCCUGGAGCGUACCAGUCUCGCGUCCGACGUUCCCGAAACGCCACCGCCAGUCAUCAACGAGGACUUCCCGGAGGUCAAGUUGCCAAAGCCGAGAAAUGAGGCAGAUCCAAGGCUGGCCUCCACGUUGACACCCCUUCCGGUCCAGACGCCAAUGACACCGGCGCCUUCGACACAGAAGCCGCCCGUGGAUGACGACCUGUAUGGUGAUUUGGGGGGAGAGCAGGCGAAGCGACAGAAGACUGGCUCCGCCUAUGCAAGUGCGAUGACGGCGAUGAUGACAGGAGACUUUGAUGACGACGACUGUGACGAAAUACCCGGCAGAAUGCUGCUGAAACUGCUUGCCGCCCUUACCACGGCCCAUGUUGCGGCUGCUUCCGAUGCCUCACUGGAGGAUGCCGCGCUGUCUCUCAUACAGGGGCAUGCGAGGAAGAUCGUCAAGACCAAGGGUUCGAAGCUUGCCACACAACUGUCGGCGACGGAUGCUUUGGCGGACUUUGAAGGUGGAGCAGGAUUGUCCUUGAUACAGGGCAACCAAUGCCGACUUAAUGUUGACGAGCACUGCGCAGCACCAGCCGGCGCUCGAAGAGUAAAGAAGGCCGUCGAUCCUGCUAUGUCUGCAGCGGUAGCUGAUGGUAUUGAGGACGGUGUGGCUGCUCUAUCACUCUUUCAAGUAACCCGCGGGUCGUGGCGAAAGGGCGAUGAAUGCCACGGGUCGGUCCGAGACGUCGUGGCAGACGAAGCGACGACAGACCAGGCUGCGGACUCUGCAGCGACAUCCUUAAUUCAGCAAGAGCGGAGCAAGAUCAAAGUCCGGAGAGCCUCCGUGGAAGGUCCGUGA